CUAUACUCAAAAAGAAAAAGAUUUGGAUACUUCCCGAUCUCUUGCUUUAUUAACAACACUCUCUUUACAUUGUUUUUUUUAGAAAACACUCUCGUUUUUCGUUUUCCUUUCUCUCUACAGAAAAAGACUUUUUGUCGUAGCAUUUAACAUUUACUUUUCGCAAUCAUGACCUUCCAAGUUAACCCCGUUCCUACUCAUCUUGAAAACAAGCACGUUUUUGAAUUGUUCAGUUUGAAGGGAAAGAACGCCGUUGUUUUUGGUGGUAGCAAGGGAAUUGGCUUGAGCGUUUGUUCAGCCUUUGCUCAAGCUGGUGCCAAUAUCGUUAUGACUUAUCAUAGCACUCCUUGCAAAGACACAGCAGUCAAGUUGGCCAAGGAGAAUGGCGUUCGUGUCGAUGCCGUCGCUUGUAACGUCGGUGAUGAACAAUCGGUAGCCAAUGCUUUUGAAGAAAUCAAGCGUCUUCACGAAAAAAUCGAUGUUGUCGUUGCUAACGCUGGUAUUGCUUUCCGUAGUGCUGCUGAAGAGUGCACCACCGAACAGUGGGAACAUGUUAUGAAUGUGAAUGUAACUUCCAUUCACCGUAUCGCCUCUAGAGCCGGUCAAAUCUUCAAGCAACAAGGAUUUGGUAACUUUAUCGCUACUUCUUCCAUGUCGGGUACCAUUGUCAAUACUCCUCAAAAGGUCUCUGCUUAUUGUACUUCCAAGGCUGCUGUUAAGCACUAUUGCAAGGCAUUGGCCACUGAAUGGGCCGGCUUUGCUCGUGUUAAUACUGUGUCUCCCGGUUAUAUCGCUACUGAUAUGCCUGGUUACCAAUUCAGAAAGGAUUGGGAACCCUAUGUCCCUAUGCAACGUAUUGGUUUGAGUACUGAACUUCGUGGUUCCUACUUGUUCCUUGCUAGUGAUGCUUCUACCUUUGUUACUGGUUUGGAUUUGAUUAUUGAUGGUGGUUAUACUAUCAUUUAAAGCGGCUAUCGCCUCGAUUGUCUCCUGCUUUUCAUGUCAUUACGAAUCCUUCAUGAUCAACUAUUUAUUAGUUUUCUGAAAGUAUCGAUGAUUAUGAAUUUGUUGCUGAUUGCUUUUUGUCGAACAAUCUUUUGGUUUUUCUACUUUUUGAUUUUGAAGAUUGGACGUCAAAACUUUCGUGACGCCUGAUGAAUAGAACACUUAGAAAUAAUGAUCGUAUUAAUGAAUAGACACGAUUUUCUGAAA
Messenger RNA from Schizosaccharomyces octosporus yFS286, 1209 nucleotides. Its product is annotated as short chain dehydrogenase. NCBI's taxonomy places the organism in Eukaryota, Fungi, Ascomycota, Schizosaccharomycetes, Schizosaccharomycetales, Schizosaccharomycetaceae. Gene Ontology annotation, cellular component: intracellular anatomical structure. The record is from RefSeq and is a predicted model, not a curated record. The coding region runs from base 166 to 963 and encodes 265 amino acids. Gene Ontology annotation, molecular function: oxidoreductase activity, acting on NAD(P)H, oxygen as acceptor. The transcript has a single exon.